This is a messenger RNA of Numida meleagris (helmeted guineafowl), 13195 nucleotides long. RefSeq names its product ST8 alpha-N-acetyl-neuraminide alpha-2,8-sialyltransferase 1 (gene ST8SIA1). The record is from RefSeq and is a predicted model, not a curated record. NCBI's taxonomy places the organism in Eukaryota, Metazoa, Chordata, Aves, Galliformes, Numididae. Gene Ontology annotation, biological process: oligosaccharide metabolic process; N-glycan processing. Gene Ontology annotation, molecular function: alpha-N-acetylneuraminate alpha-2,8-sialyltransferase activity. The transcript is spliced from 5 exons. The coding region runs from base 38 to 1066 and encodes 342 amino acids.
GCGCAGCCCGGCGCCGCGGCAGCGCUGCGGGAGGAGGAUGGCGGGGCUGGCGUGGAAGUGGCCGCGCACCCGCCUGCCCGUGGGGGCCAGCGCCCUCGGCGUCUUCGUCCUCUGCUGGCUCUACAUCUUCCCCGUGUACCGGCUGCCCGACGAGAAGGAGAUCGUGCAGGGGGUGCUGCUGCAGCAGGGCAAGGCGUGGAGGAGGAACCACACUGCGGUCGCCGUCUUCAGGAAGCUGCUGGAAGACUGCUGCGACCCUGGGCAGCUCUUUGCGAUGACAAAAUUGAACUCCCCAAUGGGAAAGAACCUCUGGUUUGAUGGGGAAUUUUUGUAUUCUUUCACCAUUGACAAUACAACUUACUCUCUAUUCCCACAGGCUACACCCUUCCAGCUGCCACUGAAGAAAUGCUCUGUGGUGGGAAAUGGUGGGAUUCUCAAAAAGAGCGGCUGCGGAAAACAAAUAGAUCAAGCGGAUUUUGUCAUGCGGUGCAACCUUCCUCCUCUAUCCAGAGAAUACAGCAAGGAUGUUGGAUUGAAAACCCAGCUUGUGACUGCAAAUCCCAGUAUAAUUCAGAAAAGAUUCCAGAACCUGCUUUGGUCUCGAAAAGCAUUCGUGGACAGCGUGAAGGUGUAUAAUCACAGCUACAUCUAUAUGCCGGCCUUCUCGAUGAAGACGGGGACGGACCCCUCCCUACGUGUCUAUUACACCCUGAAGGACUUCGGUGCCAAGCAGGCGGUGCUUUUCGCCAACCCCAAUUUUCUGCGUGACAUUGGCAAGUUCUGGAAGAGCAAAGGUAUUCAUGCCAAACGACUAUCCACAGGACUUUUCCUAGUCAGUGCCGCCCUUGGUCUGUGUGAAGAAGUAACAAUUUAUGGCUUCUGGCCAUUCUCAGUGGACCUGCACGGGAAGUUUAUUAGCCAUCAUUACUAUGACAAUGUCUUGCCCGAUUCUGGAUUCCAUGCCAUGCCGGAGGAAUUCCUACAGCUCUGGUUCCUUCAUAAAAGUGGCGUACUGAGAAUGCAGCUAGAACAAUGUGAGGACCCUUUAACCCAGUCUUCUGCCUAAGGAUUGUAGCAGUUGGUUUGGGAGAUCCACUAGUUUUUAAUUUCCAUGCUCUCCAACAGAGAGUUCUGAUUUUCUGUUGAUUCUUUUUAAAGGGAAAUAAUCAUGGAUCUGCAUGGACCGUAAAAAUGCUACUUGAAAGCCAAAUAGAGUAUGUCCUUAAUGUAUGUUUUAUGGAACUUGGGUGGGGGGGAAAUGAACCUCUCCAUCAAGUCCAUUCAGCAGUGUCGUGAAAAUAAUGUCAGAAGCAACUCAAAUGAACUUUCUGGGUGACGUUUUUAAAUGACCGAUGUAAAAAGGGCAUUAAGGCUCGGAGAGAAACAGGGCCACCCACAAGCUUUUGCUGACAGUGCCAAAUAUGACUGUCUGUUCAAAACUCCAUUUCAUUCCAGACUGGCACCUCAUACAACUUCCUUUUUUUUUUUUUUUUUUUUUCCUUCCCGUGUGUGUAUGUUUGUGUGUGGUGGCAAGGGGUAUAGAGGAGAGUGUGUGUGUUGUUGACUUUGUUUCAUUUUUUUUUUUUUUUUCCAAUGGAAGAAAAGGGGAAGGUGUGAAAGCCUGAGGAGCUGAGUACUGUCAACUCUUAAGACUUGGGAAUGUGAAGGGUGCUAAGAAUCUGGUAGAAGAAUGUCUUGGGAAUGUCCUGCUACUGAGUAUGGAUGGACCUACCUGUUGUAGGUUUUAUCAGGAUAGUUUAGGUCGUUGCUCUUAUAUCUAUGCUAAUGCUACCUUAUGGGCAAGAGCUCACUAAGGUAAAUUGGCUUGAAGAUAAAAGUUGUGUUACAAAACCAAAAGUGAAAUGCAACCAGGUUUCAGCUGACCUGCUGCAAGAUUUCCACGGUGACUUUGGUAGCAUGGAUUGUUCCUGACCUGUUGUGCUGUUUCGCCUUUGGGAUUAGUUCUGUAUUCAUUUGGACUCUAGAUGUUCAGAGACUAUCAAGGGGAUUUGAGGUGUUUGGUGAAAUGCAGAAUGAGAUUCUUCAUGUGCUUAUAACAGAAAAAUUGCAGAAAUGAAUGUAAGCAUCAUUUAAAAUGAGUUGAAACUUUGCAGAUCCUAUCUCUUUGUGUGACUAGCUCUUCUUUUUGGAUUGUAACAUUAGCCUUAAAGACUUGUACGUCUCUUGCAAGAUUGUCUCUGGUUAAAGAGAGUCUGAAAAGUAAAACAGCCUUUGGGAGCACUGAAAAACUACAUAGCUAGCAAGAAAAAAAACAAAAACAAAACAAAACAGAAAAGACAGGCAAUUACGUAAUGCAGCCUUUCUCCUUGCAAUCAGAGAAUUAUGUAAGCGUGCAUAUUGCACUCUGGCUGCUUCGGUCAGUGCAGUGCCUAAAGGACUGUUUUAUUUUUGGGUAUUACUUGGACAGCGGAUGAUCCUAUUGCCAUGUAAAUGAAAAAUCUUUUUGUUUGCUUUGUUUUAACACUGUAGGACAGGAGGAGAAUACCUGCUUGGUCCACAGUGCAAUUUCAGCUGCAAGAUGUUAUCACCAUUAACUUUAUAAUCCAAAAUAAUGUUCUCUUGCUUCUACUUCUAUCGUUAGUAGCUGAAAUUCUAGUCAAAAUGUCAAAACAACAAAACUGUCAUCAGGUUUCCACAACAAUUUCCUGUGCUACCUGUUUUAGCUCCAGAGUGCUAGUGUUUUGGGGGAUGUGUCCUAUCGUAUGUUGACAGCCUCUCUCUUUGUAGACUACAAGCUGCAAGUUAUAUAAUUAAAAAAAAAAAGCAACACCCCUGGCUCUUCCUUAAAUAUGAAUAAUUUGACUAUCUAUGUGGGACAUUGAUAAAAGAUCUUAUUUUGCUUUUUAAACAUGUGUUUUGGAAUAAAAUCUUCUUCCUAAAUAUGUAUAUUCCAAGCAUACAGUGCGCAUUGUUCUUAGGAUUACAGUGUAGCUCUAAAUUGCAAAGGGGAGACUUGGAUUAAAUACUGUUUUAGAGAUUGUUCUGAUAAAAUCUGAAUGUGCUAUUUUAACCCAUUUUAUCUCUGUCAGUAUGUUUUUUUUUUAAGAACAAUCAACACACUGAUGGAACAUCACUGAUAAUUCGUUCACUUGGAUUAUAUUUUAUCUAUGUUGUGGGUACUCAGUAAGGAAGGAUUUUCUUUACUGCUCAUUAGGACAAAUUUUUACUGAGCUGCCUUUUGUAGAAAACAGGUGCCUGUGUGGGUUUUUUGAGAUGUAUGAAGUUUUACACUUUUUAGUGCUUUAAAGAAGAUGCUAUCUGUGAGAACAGCAGUCAAAAUAUUGUGUGUUAAGAUGACACUUCAGAAGGAUGCCAGCAUUUCCCUGGGGCAUGGAGGAAUUAGGAGAGUAGGGGAGAACUGCCUCUCUGCUGGCCAUUUUUGGCAUUUCUACCAGCACUUGGGAAUUCAGUUCUGAACUUCUCUGAUUACUCUCUCUGGAAAUCCCUUCUCCCAUGUUCUGGGAAAAUAAUAUGAGUAGAUGAAGAAGAGAAAAAUGAGUAUUUUUGUGGAAAACCUCAAUGCAUUUGAUAGGGAAGUAGAGACUUUGGAGAUAAUUAAUUUUCUAUAACUUCCAGAAAACUAGUAGCUUAGGAAAGAAGAGAAACAAAAAUAAAUUCCCCUUUUGAGAGAGCAAGUCUACCAUGGGAGCUCAACAGAAACCUGUUCUGGUUGGCUGACUUGGCACUCCACGCAGGCACACUGGCCAAGAAGCAGCUUUUUGCCCUACAAUUGAAAAAGGAUGCAGGUGGGUUCUGUAAGUGUUUUACAGCAAGAGUAGUCACAGAGAAAAUGAAAAUCAGUUGGGAAUCUGAGAGUGGCAACUGCCUGACAAAAAUCUUGGAGUUAAUACACUCCAUUCUUUCUGCUACUUAGUGUGAGACAUACCUGGUACAAAUCUAGGGGAGGUGAGAACCAUGUAUAGGAUUCUUGAUAUGAAAUGUGGAGUUACAUGUAAGGAUUUGAAGUUGUGCAGUAAGUGCAGUCAGAUCCAGGAAGAUAACUUAAGCAUUAACAGAGAAAUCAGCAUCUCAGAGUUAGCAAACUUUGGGCUGAAUUGUUAUAUCCAUCCAAGCACUUACCUGGAUGGUUAAUUUCUGUCCAUUGAUAGUAGUGUCCUUACAUUUCAUUGCUUGUGUUGCUGUAUUUUCCUUGAAGUGAAUAGAAAUCUUGUUGUUAGUGAAAUUUCUUACUCUAGCUUUUCUAUUUCCACUGCCAGCCCCUUAGUUUCUCUGGUGGUGAGGUUAAAGCUACACAAGCCUGCGCCAGGUUGAAAGCUACUGCAAUUCAUCUUCACUAAAAACUAGUUCAGGCUUGCCAAAUGAUUUGUUAAUGUUCUUAGUUAUUAAUUUUAUCAUAGUGCUGCCAAGAUACAAAAAUGCUGGAAUCAUUGCUCUGUAGAGAAUGCCACCUGAUUAUAAAUAGAAUGAAUCAAAUCCCUUUACGGGAGCUGUGCAUGGAAGAUAUUUGGCACUGAAAUCAGUCUAGGUAUAAUCUUUUUGGGUGCUUAAAUGUUUUUGGGUAAACUGAGGCCAAUGUAUGAGCAUGUGCCAAAACGGUGAAAUUCCUCCUUUCCAUCGGUUAUGAAUUUUUGAAGCUCGUUCUAAAGCAGACAAUUGAAAGAAAAGCCAGCAGAUUAAAAUAAUAGGAGUGUAGGUGCUCAUGAGAAUAAAACAUUUUUAGAUUUGACACAGACCUUGCCAUAGUUUUAAGGACUCUUCUUCUUGAAUGCUGUAUUUUUAUGUUUUUGCUGAUAUGAAGAUUAUCAAAUUUGGAAUGAACUAGCCACAGAAGUCAAAGAUCCAUGCCUCUGUUACAGCGUAACUUUCCUAGAAUGUAGAAAUAUUGGCUUUUUUGUCAGCUUCACUACUCUCACCUUUUUGUUAGCUUCAUCAGAAUGGUGUCAUAGCAUAAGUUGCUGAUUUUUCAUCUCUUUGGAAGCUGAAGCUGAAGCAAGGCAUCUGCUGUUUUAAACUGAAUCUCUGAACUGUGAUAGUUGUGCAAAACACUUUCUUCAUGAAUAUUUAUGAAAACUGGUUUAAUAUCUGGCUCACCCUCUUCUGAAAUUGACAAUGAGAACAGGAGUGAGGAAAUGUGUAAUCUAGAAGUGGGGAUGACGAGGGAGGAGAAUGCUAACUCACCAUUUGCUGCCUGCUUUGGUUCUCUUCUUCAUCUUGAUAGAUCGAUAAGCAUUGGAACAAGUCUAGGUUAUACAGAGGACAGGCAGUUCCCAGGGAGCUGUAUAAUGAUGGAAAAAAUGAAGAUCAAAUCAGUGGUGUAAUAAAUUGGACUGGAGGAAUUCUGGAUAAAGAUGGCCCAUUCUAAGUAACUGUAGGACAUUUUCUUCUGACAAUGACUGAAAAAUGGACUGCCUGUGACAUAAGGCUUUCUGCAGGAUGGCAGCAAAGCAAAAUGUGAUGGGAGCUAUUGCCACGAGGCAGUGAAACUGAUUAAACAGAAGUACAGCAGAACUAAGAGUGAUGGUGAAAAAUCCAUCUUUCCCUUCUCUACUUCCAUUCCCUCAGAAACAGAAGUGUAACAGACUUACCAGCUAUUGUCCUAAGUCAGCACCUCCUUCUUGAAAGGAUAUUGUGGGAUAUCUGUUAGCUGAUGUUUCUUACUAAAAAAAAACAGCAGGCCUUGUCCAGAAGUGCCUGGUCCCCUCCUUCCUGGCUGUCUGGGGGGUGCUCUUGGGACUCUUGGUACACUGUGACCACCCUAAUGAGAUCUAUUCCUAAUAUCACAUAGUCCCUCCACUUGGGAUUAUCUGAGCUUUUUUUUAGGCCCUAAGAAGUCAUCCAAAAGCAUCUUUGCCAUCUUCCUGAUGAGUAUCCUCCUUGGGUUUAGAAGGGUGAUUUAAAAAAUCAGCCAUGAAGUAGAUAAUAUACUUUGUCAUUUUCAACCAUCUUUUCUUUGAAAAUGACUGAUAAAUCCAAGAAGAAUUGAAAAUAUGACUUCAUUUGGGAACUGAUAAUUCCAUCACUGGAGAACAAAAGGAGGAUGGAAGAAAGAAGUGUAUUUCAUAAUGAUUGUUGUAGAAUGACUUGUACUUCCUCACAUUCCCAGAUUUUAUUACUUGGAAUCUGUUAGACGUUUGACUUUUUGGUAGUUUUUGAAUGAAACAGUUACUACAUGACCUAGUGGCCUCCUAGUUAAAUAUUAGGAAACUCAUUUUCCUGAAGGAAAUACAAAUAACCAACAGGAGGUUUAACCUAUUCUCCCUACCUGAUAUUUUUUUUUGCAGCAACGAGAAGUUAAAGUUAUUCCUCUCUGAUUAUUCAUUUUCUUCAUUUUUUAUUACAGCAGGAUGAGCCCUAUUGUAUUCAGCCUCUUUAGCUUAGUGCAUGUACUUAAAGUGAAUCUCACCAUCUUUUCAUCUGUUAAAAAAAAAAAAAAGCAAAAAAAAAAAAAAGUGCUCUUAUUUGAAAAUGAUUGUGUAGGUUCUCUUCGCAAUCAGGACAGAGAUGGGCACCUCCUGAUGGCAGUUCUUGCAUUUUCUGAGUCGGAACUGCAUUCUCUGAGGUCUCUGCAGGACUGAAAUCACCCCAGCUGUGUUUGUAAGGCAGUGAGAAGUUUGCACAGUUUGCUUUUGAGCACAAUACCAUGGCUUCAUUGCCACUGACAUGGCACAGUGACCCACUCCCCAUAGUUCACAUGGACAACACUUGCUUGAGCAGGUCAGCUGUGCCAAGCUCAGCAAACCCUGACAUCCAGCAAGUAGUCCUCACCUGUGAAAAGUCAGCAGGGAUGGGCAGGACAGAACUGACCAUCGCCCACCUCUGGGACUGAGCAGCCACAGUGUGGCUCCAUAUAGCACCGCCCAGGGUACGAUCAAGCAAGUGACACUGCAGAGAAGGCUGGAGAUAACGGCAAGAUUAUCACUCUUGUCCUUCACAGCCAGAAUGCUGGGCUUGCUGGAAACAGUGGCAUGCUGUCUAUCCCUUUGGAGAUCAGCCUGCUUCUCGCCCCAAAACACUUUUGACUGCUGGCAAGUCUCAGAAGCUCCUAUUAAAACUGCAUCUUAAAAUGAUCCCCAUCUACUCUCUGCUGUGGUUAUGUUGGUCAGCUUUCUGUUGAGACGAAUAUUUAUCCCAUCUUGGUCCCUCUAAGGCAGUCAGCACUCAAAUCACCUUGAAUUUACUGUGUUAUUUAGUGUUUUCACCUUUCAAGUUAAACCCUUUUUUUUCUUUUAGCCUAGACAUUACUAUUGUGAGUGAACACAAAGGCAGCGUAAGAAAACGUCACCACAAAUAAUUGUUCUCUGGGUUUAGGUUAAAGCCACUGCUCAAUAAAACAUGAAAGUACCCUUUGAAUAAUUCCUGGUGAUUUCUGAUUGUACAUUCAAUGAAUUGUUUUGCUCAGCUGGGGCCCAUAGCAAAGGUGUGUUGCAUCAUUUUCUGCUUAUUGGAAAUGAACAGUUACAGAGGCAUAAUAUAUAUUAAACUACAUUCUUAACAGGAAGCUAGGAAAUCUGCAUAUUCCAUGAGAAGCUUAGUUUUUGUUUGAUUACCUUGGUAGUUAAGGAAACAUAUACACUGAAAAGAGGUGCAAAGAGGAACAAAGAUUUUGACUGGAAAAACAUCCUCUGGAGGACUGAGGCUCAGAUUUAAGUCCCUCUCCGGGGUCUCAAGACCAGGAUCUCACCGUGCUGCCAGAGGGCUGAAAUGAACAUUGAGCUGAGGUGAGACAAGGCCUUACACGGUCACACUGUUGCAAAACAAGCUUGACGGUAUGCUGAAGACAUCUUAUUUGAGAGUGACACUUUUAUGUGUGGGGAGCACACUGAAAGGCAAACAUCUGAUGAUGUGUAAGGCAAGGACUUCCAAAAAACCUGUUUUUUAAAUUUAUAUUGUAAAUGAAAUGCUCACUGAGCCAAUAUUGAAUUAGAUCAGCAUUCAGUGCUCUUGAAAUUCCGACCCUGUGAGCAUUUCCAGAAAAACUUCCAUGCACCGGCAGAAAUUGUGGUUUUUUGCUUUGUUUGUGCUCUUCACCUUGCAUUGAAAAUGGAAUGAAACCUCAAUCAGAGCUCUUAUUUACCCUUUUUAGAGGUCACUGUAAACUGCCUAGAUAACAUAUAAGUACACAAUUAAAUAGAUAUAAAAUGAAGCAGAUUAUAGGCUGUACUUUAUAACUCAAACACUGAUAUCUUAAGAAUUACUUUAAAAUAACUUAGUGAAAAAAAAUCACACAUUUUGUGAAAAAAGGGUCCAAUUUUUUGCUAAAAUAUGCCAGUAACUGAAGAAGCAGUUUUCAAGUUAUUCAGCACUUCUAGCUUUGUUACUCAAGUCCGUGCUUCUGCAAAGCUUCCAGUUUUAGGCUACUUUCAUUUUUUUCAAAAUGAAAUAUAUUAAAAACCUCACCAAACUGAGAACAGUGGUUUAGAUCUUCUGGGGUCUGUUACUAUUUGUGUAUGGGCAUUUUUUGGUGGCAUCUAAAGAACUAGAUGAAGAUCAGAAAGGAGAUAAGCAAAGUAAUGCAAUUUUUAAUAGAGAAAGGAGAUACAAACCUAUAUUUCAAUGCUUUGCUGAACUGGGACUUAAGUUAUUAAGAGAUGUAAGUUCUUUGUUCUCUCACUUCUCAGCUCCUCAGUUCUUGUGGUACUGGGGAGAAACCUGCCAAGUCCACAAGUUGUUUCAAACCUCCUCUCCACCAUGAGAAUACGGUGAACCUUCCUCUUGGCACUCAGUCUGGAAGUACAGAAACACAGCACAGGAACACAGAGCACUUCAGGUUUAUUAAUAUGGAAUGUGACCAAGCUUGCAUGCAGUAUUUCGUACCUUUCUUGUACUAAUUACUCCAUUAACUCUGAAGUACAGCAGAGACUUUCUUAUUUCUGAUGCCACUUAUAGGGUGUUUGAUAUCUUUCUUCCUACUGCGAUUGUUCUCUUGGGUGAAUGGAGAUUUUACUUAGCUCACCCACUGAGAAAGAGAUGCUGUGAGAUUUGGUUACCUCACGUUUGGAAAGUAACGGUAGAGAUUUUACAAACUGCAAAGCUUUAUCUCCUUUGAAUAGUAAAAGCAAGCAAGUAAACAUACAUAUUUAUUUGAAGGAAUUUAUGCUUCCAGGUUAAAACCCACCCUCAUGGUUAGCGAGUACAUGAAGGACAUUACCUUCAGAUAAUGCAUAGCUUGUAAAAGUUAAAACUCAUAAAUUUUAAUGAGAAAAACAGGUUUUCCUCUCUCUGCCCAAAUCUCCAAUUUAUAAGCCAAAUUCUCUGCUCUCUUCCACCACUCUGACUCUGGACCGAUCAAUAGAAUUGCACAGAUUUUAAUCAGCUGCCGUGUUCUCAAACCUGAGGGAAUUCAUUAUAUGAAAAUUUUAAAUUGAGUUGUUUCAAAGUGAAGCCAGGCUAUGCUGCCUACUUACAGGGGCCUAUUCUGUAAGCUACGGGAUUUUUUCCCACAAGUGAAGAUCGUGGAUGUUUUCUGCUGUUCCUUGGUUGCUGUUGUGAGGCCAAUAUCUUUCUGCAUUUCAAACAUCUGUUGCACUGAGGUAUUAUGAUCUGAAAUCAAAUCAUGAUUUAAGUCAUGUCCUAUAUGAGGAAUUGUUGCAGCAAGUUGCAGAGAAGUGGUUCAUGUACUGCACUAUCUGCCAAGUAUAUUGUGCAAGGCAGAUGAAAAUGAAAAAAGGAUUUUGCUGCGUGUGAAGCCUCCCCAUUGACCGCCUGUAUCUGAGAAUUGGAUAUUCUCAAGUGAUUUAUGCUUCAUGAUGGAUCUGAAGACUGCUAAUGCUUCCACUCAUUGUCAAAUAAUUUUUUUAGACUUUAAUAAUUCAAUGAGAUGGUCCUUUUCCCCCUGCUAUUCAAAUGCAAUUUUUCUUUUCUGAUAAUUCUUGUAGGGAAAGAAAUUUUUCUACUGACAAUUUAUAUUAAAGGCUCAGCUCUAGUCUCAGAUAUCAGUUGUCUUAAGAUGUUGAAAUGUUGGUCUUUUGUUUUCUCCCUGUGUAGUGCACAAUGGCUUCUUUUCAUAAUACUGCAUAUGAUGACUGACAAUGAAGUCUCGACAAGUUAUUUUCCCUUUCAAACAUUAAAACUCUGAAAAUUCUUCUGGCUUUCAUGGAACACAUUCUGACAGCAGGUGUCCAGGUAUUAGGCUAAAUUACCUGCAGCCAAAUCUUGCAUCUUUGCCUUCAUCCCUGUGCACUCAAAUCAGGCAUCAGUAAAAUACAAAUUAAUUUCCAAAACUGUUUUCAGCCUCGAUGUAAAAUGAGGAUUCUUUCAAAAAUGCUCAUAAUAAUGACCUGCUACUAUUGAGGUGAAAAAAUAUUUUUUAUUUUCAUUGCAUUCAAUAUUUUUUAUUGUCACAAAAGUUACUAAAUCUCAGAUGAGGUAUAAACAGCUGAAGUCAAUAUGUCUGGUUGUCUUCAUGGUUUCUGUGCAUUUACUCUUUUCCAUUGGCCUUCAUUAUUUUUUGUUUGUUUGCAUCUCUGAGACUAUUUUGCAGAUUCUCAUGGGAAUCACAGAAUCAUAGAAUGUCUUGGGUUGGAAGGGACCUCAAGGAUCAUCACGUUCCAACCCACUUGCCACAGGCACGGCUGCAAGGCACUAGAUCUAGUACUAGAUCAGGUCACCCAGGGCCCCAUCCAAUCUGGCUUUGAACACCUCCAGGGACGAGGCAUCCACAACCUCUCUGGGCAACCUGUGUAUGUCAUGUACACAAUAUAAUGCAUCCUAUCUCUAAACAAGUAGAACAUCCACCUAAAGCAAAUCCUUUCAGAUAGAACUUUGGUAUUUUUUCACCUGGGAAUUAGCAUAUGCCUUCUGUGCAUCUAAUAUCAAAAUUAGUGCUGAGUGUAAUGUACAGCAAUUGCACUUUGUAAUGUUUCUGCUCCUCUGGAGGCUUACUAGCAGUCUGCAUUUUAAAUGAAGGGGAUUUUGCACUCUUCUGGAGUGCUCAGGUCAGAAGGCAAAGCACUAAUCCUGGUGCUAGUGUUUGGGCUCUCUUAGAAGCAGAAGCAAUUUCAACUGCUGUAUUAAGUGAAUAGCAGCGCUGCCCUUCUUCCUAUGUUGUAGAAGGGAAAGUGGUGCAAAGCACUCUCAUGCCAUGUUUUAGCCCUUUACAGGUUACCUACUUUUAAAAUUAUUAUUAUUAUUAAUGUAAUCAAGGACAAAAAUAGUUAUCUAAGUUAACAGAUGAAAUCUUAGAGAGAUGAUGCAGAAAUUCUGUCUUCACAUGUAAAUUUCAAGACUUCUAAGCCGCUGUAUUUCCUAUGCACACAACUCACCCUGCUUUAACAUGUGCUACUGCUGGUUCCAUCUGGCUGUCUCUGAAAGCUCAAGAGAAAAGCAAACACAGAUAUGAAGGAAAUUAAAGGUGCCUCACUGUGAUCUUUUUAUAGAGUGGUAUGUUGCUUUGAUAAUGAACUGUGAAACAUAGCAUGCAGAUGCUGAUGAAUGUAAACGACUGCAUGUGUUCUUCUUUUAACGUUGAGUCCAUGAGGUGGAUUAUUAGUAUAAGCUCUGUAUUGUAAAAACACUGAAGAGAAGUGGAAAGAAGACACUUCUAACUAUUUGUAGUGAACCACAUCUACUACCUGUCUUUUCAUGACCAGCCUCUGAUUCUGGUAAUGUAAGCUUUACAGUUUUAAUGGUAAUAAGCAAACUUACAAGAGGAGUAGCUCUCUUCCAGUCCAGUAUGCUUCCUUCCAGCACUGUAAGGGAGUACCUGUCUGCAUUUCCAUCAGAUGAGACCCCUUCCCAGGCUUGGGUUGGCAGGGCUGUGUUGGCGGGGCGAUCAGUGCGACUCACACUUAGUGUGUGUUUCCUGCCCACUGAGUUCAGUUAUCUGGUGGUUGCCACUCUGAUAAUAAGUGACUGGUUUGGUGUGUAGGUUCAAGGCUCCUGCCUUCACCCUUCUGUCACACCACCUGUGCAUCUCAGACCUUCUGCUUUGUAUCUGACCCCACUUGCGGGUCUGGCUCUGAGGGCGGCCUGCUUGCCAGGGCAAGCCCUCCUCUGGGUGGAGUGCUCAGGCAAAGUAAGGUUUGCAUCAAUGGAGAAAUAGAGCUGAAUUUGAAAUACCACGCAUGUGUUUUUGGUAGGAGCUCAGUGGUUGAAACAAGCUGAGCUGGGAUCAGUCUGUGGUUUGUAGUAAUGUUGGUGUACAGGAGCACUGGCAGGACAGACCCACGGUGUCUCCUGGCUUUUAGGGACUAGGCAGAUUUUGCUCUCUCACACAAGACUGAUGUCAGCUGGUGAUGGCAUCAUUUAUCAAAGAGCAAUGGGAUGUGGGACUUUAGUGUUAGCUGGUGAAUUUUGCCCUUGUGUUAUGCUAGUAAUUUGAUUUGCAUCUUUCCUAUCUUGACAAGUUUAUUGAAAAAAAGUGAUGAUAAUGUGGUAGUUCAGUGUCUUGAGAUGGUUUUAAAGUGGAUAAGCAAAUUGUUAUGCCUCUGAGGUUGUGUAAUUCUGUGGAUUUGUCUUACCUCCAAUGUAAUAUUAAUUGUAUUGUUUGAGAUCUGUGUAAGCUUUACAGGCUGGAAGUUGUGUCAAAAUGAUACGAGCACUUGGGUAAACAUCCUGAAUCACCAUCAUUCUGGCAUGCUCAGGGGCAAAGGUACUUGUGUAAAGUGUUUUAAACAUGGCAAAGUGUGUUGCUGUUUAGAGUAUUGUGAUUAGGGCUUCAGUCUAACUGUCUCCAGUGUAGCAAAUGUUUGCUGAUGGCUAACACUGUUACAAAGGAUUGACUUUCUUUGCCUGGCAAUAAUGUAUUUUCUAUUAUGUUAUUAUGUCAAGAGUCUGUUCAUUUUCAAGUAGCGUGCUGUAAUCCUUUGAAGAAUGUCUUUUUUUCAAGUGGUUUCAUCGUGAAUGUACCCCAAAAUGUCUAGAUUUCUUUCAAUAGCAAAGAUUACUUUGUUAUUGAGUGUAUUAUUUAUUAAUAGUACAUUGUUGUCAUUUUCUAGUCACAUUUUACAGAAAAUACCAUUAGCAUCUCAUAUGAUCUUUUAUAAGGAAAGUCUUAUUUAUAAUAUUCAUGCAAGUGGACGGAAACAAAUCUCAAUUUUAUAGUAGUCCAUGCCAUUUUUCAUAGCUGAAGCAUCUUAAUGAUCAUGAGUGGAAGAGACAGGCUCACUGUUUUAAUUUUGAUGGAACUUUUCAAAGGUAACUGUUAUAUUAUUUAUAAUUUGAUUUUACUUAUCUUAACAAAUAAAUAUCUCCAUUUUAAGAAAUGAAAAUGUUA